Messenger RNA from Verruconis gallopava, 315 nucleotides. RefSeq lists its product as uncharacterized. NCBI's taxonomy places the organism in Eukaryota, Fungi, Ascomycota, Dothideomycetes, Venturiales, Sympoventuriaceae. The transcript has a single exon. Bases 1 to 315 code for a protein of 104 amino acids. The record is from RefSeq and is a predicted model, not a curated record.
AUGAUGAGCCAAGUUGAUAAGAAGUCAAAAGGUACCAGCGAAUGGUCGGGUGAAUUCGCAGCUUUGAGACUUGCCCGGCACAACACACGGCCUGGACCUAUGCAUCAAGAUGCGGCAGACUUGGUACUGCAUUACCUGAAGAAUAUGAGAGGCCCAGCGAUCGAGUACGACAGCAACCAAGCAAAUAAUGAAUGGCAGAUAGCUAGUGAUGUAUCCUACGCAGAUAACACUGAUCGCAAGAGUUCGCAAGGGUGGAUUAUGCAUCUAUAUAGAGGAUCAAUUACAUGGAGGGCGACAAAGCAACAGCCAACAUAG